Molecule: messenger RNA, 1304 nt
Organism: Musca vetustissima
Lineage: Eukaryota; Metazoa; Arthropoda; Insecta; Diptera; Muscidae
Product: tektin-B1
Exons: 4
Coding region: 6-1304 (432 amino acids)
Biological process (GO): cilium assembly; cilium movement involved in cell motility
Cellular component (GO): microtubule cytoskeleton; nucleus
Source: RefSeq, a predicted model, not a curated record
GAGAUAUGGCAUAUCAGUCUCUGUUAGUUUUGGAGAAACCACUUCAGCAUCUGUCACUCUCAGACUGGAAUAGCCGAGUCAAUAAAUUGCGCAAUGUUGCGGAUGCUAGACGUAAUGAUGCAUUUAGUAUUCGUCAAGGUUCUAAAACGUUAAGAAACGAGGUUCGCAUUGAAGCCGAUUGGACCAAUUUUGAAUCCAAUGAAGCAUUAGCUCAACGUAUUUCUGAGAUAAAUCAAUGGCGUAGUUCAAUAAAACUUACCCUAGAACGCAUUGAACGGGAAAUGAAACUCUUAAGCGAAGAAAAAGCUGCUACAGAACGUGAACUGGAGGCCAUGCAAACACCUAUUUCUAUCAUUGGAGAAUGUCUAACAAUGAGAGAUUGCCGCCUGGGAGCCGAAAUUACAUACGAUGACGCGGAUACGGAAAUUAAAAACGAAUUAACCAUAGUUGAAAACAAUCAACGACUUUUAGCAUCACAGUGUCAAAAAGCCUGGGAGAAAUUAUCGCGAUUAGAGGAAGUGAAAUUCAAAUUAAAUCUGGAGGUGACAAACAAAGCUGAAGCGGAAGAGUUGGAUAUGCAUCAGCUACAAUUGGAUAAGUUUGCAGCAAAUAUAUCAUACAAACCAGAUCCAACUAGGAAUCCCAAAAACUAUUGUUCCUAUCAAUCCUGGAAAGAACACACAAUGCAAAUGAAACAACUCGCCGAAAACGAACUCGCUGACACCUAUGCCAUAAGGGAGGCUUUGUUUGUAUGUAGGGAAAAGGCCCGAAAUAUGCUUUCGUCCCAACAAGAGAGAACUGAGCACACAAUUAGAAAACGUAUUUUUGAAACACAAAGAGCAAGAAAUGAAUUGCAAUGGCAACAAAUGAAAAUGAAAGAAGAAAUGCAAAAGACAGAGUGUGAAAUAAAAACUUUGGAACAGUCUUUACGGGACAAGACGGAUGGAUGCAAACUGGCCGAAACACGCUUAGAAAAUAGAGCGCAACGCUCUGGAAUGGAACUUUGCUUGGACGACGCACAUGAACAAUUGUGUUUGGAGGUUACAAAACUUCGAGACAUUCGUAGACAAUUGAUAGACAAAAUUGAAGAAGCUAAAACUAACUUUAAUUAUCUACAAGAUCAUGCUCAAAAAAUCGACGUCGAAUUGGAAAACAAGCAACAUUCUUUAAUGACUGACAUCAGAGCACUUGAAUUACGUCAGCGUCUCAAGUUUUCUGAAUUCGCACAAACCGACUCAACUUCGGCUCAGACUGAUCGUAAUAUUGUUUUAACAAAAAUGGAAAAAGAAAUUCCUAAAAAUUAA